Messenger RNA from Mercurialis annua (annual mercury), 1705 nucleotides. RefSeq names its product RGG repeats nuclear RNA binding protein A. The transcript is spliced from 7 exons. Gene Ontology annotation, molecular function: RNA binding. The coding region runs from base 238 to 1335 and encodes 365 amino acids. Gene Ontology annotation, cellular component: cytoplasm; nucleus. NCBI's taxonomy places the organism in Eukaryota, Viridiplantae, Streptophyta, Magnoliopsida, Malpighiales, Euphorbiaceae. The record is from RefSeq and is a predicted model, not a curated record.
ACUUGCACUUCUCUGCCGCACUGGCUAGGGUUUUCCAUUCCAACUCUUGCGUAAACACAUCACUUAUUCUCUCAAUUUUCUUACAAUCCAAACACAACCCAUUUCUCUAGUCCUCGUACUUACAAUACCCUUUCAAUCUCAUGGCUUCAAUCAGCCUCUAGAUGGUUCGUUGGUUGCUGUUUUAAUAUUUAAAGGGAAAGGUUUUUAUCUGGUUUUAUCAUCUGUUUAUUGAAAAAUAUGACAACAAUGAACCCUUUUGAUCUUCUGGGUGACGAUGAUAAUGAGGACCCAAGUUUUCUUAUUGCUGCUGCUCAGCUUAAGGUUGUUGAGAAGCCUAAGAAGCCGGUUGCUCCUGUUCAAGCUCAAGCUCAGCCUGCUAAGCCGGCUAAGCUUCCUACUAAACCGCCACCCCCUGCUGAGGCUGUGAGGGAAGCGAGGACUGAAGGAGGACGUGGAGGAGGCAGAGGUGGCGGACGUGGUUUUGCCCGUGGGCGUGGAGGUUAUGGUGGAUUCAACAGGGAAUCAAACAACAAUGAAGCUACCUUUGGCAACAGCAAUGGAUUUUCUGGUGGGUACAAGCCAUCUGAAGAGGGAGAAGGUGGAAAGACCUCUGAGAGGCGUAGCUAUGGCGGGCCUCGUGGUGGUUUCCGUGGAGGUCGUCGUGGUGGUUUUGGAAAUGAUGAAGAUGGAGAGGGUGAACGCCCUCGCAGGAUUUACGAACGCCGCAGUGGAACUGGUCGUGGCAGUAAUGAGGUCAAACGAGAGGGAGCUGGUCGUGGUAAUUGGGGAACACAUUCUGAUGACAUUGCCCCUGAAACUGAGGAGCCUGUUGUUGAAAAUGAAAAGAAUGCUGCUGUUGAGAAGCCAUCUGGAGAGGAUGAUGUUGCAGAUGCCAACAAGGUCAUCCCUUCAAAUGAGACAGAAGAAAAGGAGCCUGAGGAAAAGAAUAUGACUUUGGAAGAGUAUGAGAAAAUACUUGAAGAAAAGAAGAAAGCAUUGUCUGUUUCAAAGGUGGAAGAAAGAAAGGUUGAUGUGCAAAAAGAGUUUGGCUCUAUGCAACCUCUUUCAAGUAAGAAGGAAAAUUUUGAGGUCUUCAUCAAACUGGGUUCUGAGAAGGAUAAAAAAAAGGAUGCUGCUGACAAGGAAGACAGAGCGAAAAAGGCUGUGAGCAUAAAUGAAUUCCUGAAGCCUGCCGAAGGUGAGAGAUACUAUGGUGGGCGUGGCCGUGGACGUGGACGUGGCCCAAGAGGUGGAUAUAACGGAGGCUACACACGUGAUGCAGCUGCUCCCUCAAUUGAAGAUCCUGGGCAGUUCCCCACCUUGGGUGGCAAGUAGAUCUUAAUUUAUAGUCGCAGAGGUUUCCUCUCUGGAGUCCUUUGCGUUCCGCCCAAGAGUUCAAGUUAAAGGUUGCCAUCCGCCAAGUUUUCAAAAAAGAAAAAAGAACAAACAUAUUUAACAUUUUAGUCUUUUGGGUGUAAAUUUUAGAUAUUCCUCCUUUGGUCUAUCUGUCUGUGAUUCCUUGUCGACUAUGAUAUGCAUGCAUACCUCUUUUUCUUUUCUUUUUCCGUUUAAAUUAGGGAUUAUGGAGUCAUUUUUAUGUCUUUGGAUUAAGUAGUAGCAUCAGUUUUGGUUCUGUAGGAUUUCAACAGCACUUGUUUUAGUCUUUUAAUAUUUUAAAUUUACAUUAGCUUGUUGGUUUACUAAA